Pungitius pungitius (ninespine stickleback) is the source of this 11999-nucleotide messenger RNA. RefSeq names its product beta-1,4-galactosyltransferase 1-like. The transcript has 3 exons. Gene Ontology annotation, molecular function: cytoskeletal protein binding; beta-N-acetylglucosaminylglycopeptide beta-1,4-galactosyltransferase activity. Bases 6515 to 7543 code for a protein of 342 amino acids. Lineage: Eukaryota; Metazoa; Chordata; Actinopteri; Perciformes; Gasterosteidae. Gene Ontology annotation, cellular component: Golgi apparatus. The record is from RefSeq and is a predicted model, not a curated record. Gene Ontology annotation, biological process: carbohydrate metabolic process; protein N-linked glycosylation.
CUAGAAUGACCCUCAAAGGUCGUUACUAUCCUUGCGGUAAAGAUUAGAGAAGACUUGGAUCAUCUCACAAACCCCCUUUGUGUAAGUGAAUGUUAAGGAACACUCUGCUCCCUUUAACUUGACUCGCUGCAUCACAGACAAAGGCCUUACAGGACUGUAAUACACCCCCUCGCCCUUAAAACAAGUGCUGCUUUGCCAGACACAACGCACUGUGCAGCAGUUUUUCAGAGCACGGGGGAAAACAGUAAACUCAACCAUUUGUCUCGCCCCCACAAAAGAGGGACAGAGAGAGAGAAAAAAAAGGGACCAACACAGCUGACCAAUGGUCUCCGAAGAUGACGAGCUACAUUCAGAUUCACACACAGCUGCGGGGGUUUCUUCGGUGAAGCUGUACAAUGUUUGUAUGUACAGCAGCAUAGAGAGUGAGGGCCAAACACCCUGACUUCAUUUAGCAUAAGUCCCCAGGUUUUACUUUGCAUUUUAAGCUGUGAUCCAGAUAAUGAUGCGAUUCAGAAGUAUUUUACUUAUCCGAAACCCUAUUAGAAUUUCUUUUGUGUCUUUUUCUGGGUCACAUCUUAUUUUAAAACUCCUACAGGCAUAUUCUGGCUCUCUAAAAGUGGCAGACAGCAACAGUCUCCACGUCAUCCAUUCACAUCAGCGCGUUUGGAGCAAACAGAAGCUGGUGCAAUCACAGUUUAAGAUCCGAGCUGACUUGUGAAAAAAGAAUGGUUGUCUUGUGUCCUCGCACAUACGUCAUCCAGUGUAGCUACAACGACGAUGCCAAAUGUUGAACAAUGUAUGUGACAUUCAGCAUUAGAUGAUGUUCCCUGACCUUUGUGCCUUGUAUGUGCAGCACUGCCUGCAAAGAGGGAGGGAAAAUGCAUGUGUCCAUGUCUGAAAUUGCAUGUGUGUUUGUGUGUUUGUGUGUGCGCGUGUGUGUUUUGAGGCAUUAGUGCACGGGAUCCCUCCAGGUUGAGUAUUGCGACAGUUCUGCAGGUUUUCAUUGGUUAUUCAACAGUUGUAAAUCCCAGAGAUCGACAUCCUAUGGAUGCGCUUUGAGUGACGCGGUGCGGUGUAAGUGAAAUUCAGAUGCAACAGGCUGAAGCCGAACUUUCUCCAUCCACAAUAAUAAUAAUGAAAAUAGCCAGUCAAAACAGAACAGCGCCCGUCCUCAAAAGAAGGACAAAAAAUAAGAUAUCGUGUGGCCUUCUGUGGUGCAACUUUGCGACAUUUCUAGCUGCAAAGUAGGUAAAUAAUACAACCAGAUCUCAGUCUCAGUGUUCAUUCGAUGGUCUGCACAUACGGUUCAAUAAUCAGUGUGCGGUCAGAACAAAACCAUCUUCAAAAAGCAGAAAAAACAGCCAAACAAAAAAGGCUGUGUUAUUUCAGGCUGUGGGUUUUGUUGAAUCUGUUAAAGAGGAAAUGAGGAAGAUUUUCUAACUUUCGCUCAAAAAUCAAAAGAUUUAGAGGUAAUUUGUUACAGAUUAGACAAGAUGACAAUUUUAGAAAAAACAACGUUGAUUAGAUUAGGUCCGUAUAAACAAAUUAGGAGAUACCGUGUGGGGUUUCAUAGAUAAAAGGUGCUGUGCGUUUCUCCUUUUUUGCAGUGUGCAGUCAUUAGCCAUUAGUCAAUCUCUCAACAGGUCAGGAGCUUUUCCAGGAAGUUACAAGGCAAACGUGUCAAUAGCGAGUCCAUGGAUUGUCAAAAGUCCAGCUCUUAAGUUCCAUGGAGGGAGGGUUCCAAGUGUUAACCCAGCUUUUUGAGUCUCCCUGUCACUUUCUCAAGUGAACAAAACCACCCAUUCAAUCCUGGGCCAGUCGUAAGCAGGAACUCUUGAGGAAUGAGUGUUUUUAAGAUUUCACAGGAAUUUCUAAGCUGUUAACUUUACAGCUCAACAUUUUUCUUGGUCUGGGAAAACUUUUGGCUCUGCUUAUACACUCGAGUUUUUCUGCGAGCGGGAGAACUCCCCCCCCCCCCCCCCCAUGUGACUGGAGCUACUUCUUGUGGGCCGCUCCUCUCGUUGUGCUGCCAGGUUUGUUCCCGGAGCGACGGACUGGCACCUUGGAUACAGGGAUUCUGGUGCGAACUGGGGCAGGCGCCUGGGUCUUUGGUGGAGGGGUUUAAGCCUCUAGAACGGACGCCAGGGCCGACUGGCUCACAGAGUGGGGAGGUGUGUCAGGCUGGGUGCUGGUGCAGGCGGAAGGAGGCAGGACUCAAAUGCAGGAGUUUCAAAAUUUCCAAAAGUGCUCUUUAUUCUGCACAAAACCGAACAGAAUCCAAAGAACGUGUCCCAACGAUGACUGACUAAGACAAUGACGCGACGAGGGACAACAAGCACACGGGGCUUGAAUACACAAGGGAGGUUCAGGUGAUUGGACACAGGUGGGAACACUCAGGCAAUCACAGGACAGGACAGGAAGUGAAGCUCACCCAGAGACACAAGAGACAAGAAAACUACAAAGUAAGACAGGAAGAGGACCCAAAUCGUGACAGAACCACCCCCUCAAGGACCGAAUUCCAGACGGUCCUCAAGGGGGACAGAACCGGAGAAAAUCAGACAAGGGGAGGGAGGGUGGGGACCCGACGAUCCUGGGUCGCUCGGGGAACUUCAGGUGCUGACGGCCAUGUCUCGGGUCCUUCGGGGGGCCGGCCGGAACGGCGGCCGAGCCUCAGGGUCUCGGGGGGUCUGCCGGGGCGGCGCCCGGGCCUCAGGGUCUCGGGGGGCGCUGGGCUCUGCAGCGCCGGCGUGGCAGGGGUAGCCGGGCUCUGCGGGGUGCCGGGCUGUGCGGCUCCGGCAUAGUCGUGGCGGGGGGCGCCGGCCUAACCCCUGACCCCACCCCUCCCUCAAGGGCCGGAUCCCAGACGGCCCCCAGGUGUUGGGGGAAGAGGAUCAAGGGACGAGAGGGAGGGGGCACGAUCAGGGGUCGUGGGGACGGGGCUGGAGACAGGACGGGCAGUGACAGGCGUCGGGGGGCCGGACACGGGUCGGGUUGAGGAUGUCCCGUAGCUCGAGGCACGCCUUCUGAUAGCUUCUGGGACCAAAAAUGAAAUUGGUUUUGCGCCGGAAAAACGGGCUACUCACAUCAAGGUAGUCCGGGCCCAAAUCGCACAAGGAGUCUGCUGAGUCCUUACUUGGUCGCGUCAUUCUGUCAGGCUGGGUGCUGGUGCAGGCGGAAGGAGGCAGGACUCAAACGCAGGAGUUUCAAAAUUUCCAAAAUGUGCUCUUCAUUCAGCACAAAACCGAACAGAAGCCAACGACCGUGCACCAACGAUGACUGACCAAGACAAUGACGCGACGAGGGACAACAGGCACACAGGGCUUAAAUACACAAGGGAGGUGCAGGUGAUUGGAAACAGGUGGGAACACUCAGGCAAUCACAGGACAGGACAGGAAGUGAAGCUCACCCAGAGACACAAGAGACAAGAAAACUACAAAAUAAGACAGGAUGAGGACCCAAACCGGGACAAGUUGAGGUCUGUCUGCUGCUUACUGGGAUCUUGGAAUCCCGGGGAAGGCUGGCGCUGCCUUUCAACGAUUGGAAGGAGGAAGAGGAGGAUGAGGAAGGAAGAGUUGUUUGGGAGGUGGGGCUCAGUUUGUAUUCACUGGAUGGAGAAGGAGUGCUGUUCAGAUCUUCAUCUCCCUCCUGCUCCACAUCCUCUCCCGCCUCCUCGGGCUCGUUGUAGAGGUCGUACAGGUGGUCUCCAGAGCAGCUGUCGCGUGGCAGGGCCGUCCUCCGCUCACGCUGCUGCCCGCUCUCGUCCGGUGUUGUCGUGGGCGUUGCCGUGGGUGUGUCCCAGUAACCCUCGUCGCUCAGCGGCUCUCCGGGUUACGCGGGAUGACGGACGUGCGUGAGGGACGGGGGGUUUAGCUGCCCGCCCCCCCGCUGCACCAACCACCGGAAUCUUACUGAGCCCCAGUGCCUUCUGCCUGCUAGUUUUCUCUCUCUGCCUGCCUCCCUCUCUCUCCUUCCCUCUCUCUCUUUCUCUCCCACGCAGGCAAACACACACACACACACCAGCUGGGAGCUGUGCCUUACUGUAUCCAUGGCAACCGGGUGGGCUAAGCAACUUUUGUCAACGUUGGCGGAGCGCCAGUGUCUGUCCUCCACACCCUCCCCCAUCCCCAUCCUCCUCCUAAAUAGUAGGUAUGUCAUCUUUGUUAGUUCCUCCUCACCCUCCUGUCUUUAAAACAUCUACCACAAACCGCUAAUGAAAUGUCUGAACCUGGAGAAGUGCACAUGCAUUAUUCCAGUUUUUGAGGAGAGCAGCUUUUAUGUUUGCCAUUACUUGAAUUGUAGUCAGAACACUUCACUUCAGGGUAUUUUUUUAUUUUUUGCCUUGAGAACUACAGUAGAGCACCAACGUCAACAUAUCAACCACGUAUAUCGCAUGACUAUAACAACAAAAAAAGGAAUUCACAUGGAACCAUGGUUUAAACAAGACAUCAUGGGGAGAAAGGAAGGAUCUUCAUAAAAGUCCUGGGAAAAGGUCAUGGAAUGUGGAAAUAUUUGCUUAUUUUUUACCAGCUAACCCCAGCAUUACCACCAGCAGUCUGCAACCCUGCUCAAAGCCAGCCGUUAACAUAAAUGGAAUCAGUUGACUGAUGUAGCAUUUAAUCAAUCGUGAGCCCAACUUGGCCUCAGCAAACCACGACUUGGACAGAACGUGUACCGCUAAGAACAGAUGGGAAUCAUAAAUGAAGGCCCAACUCCUCAGCGUUCCUUCUUUGUUGCAGGUUCGUUGUUGUGUAGAAAGUCACCCAAACUGAAACCUCAGUGUAUUUGCCUUUAUUGUAUUGGAGUUUCUAAAGCCGCAACAUGUGCACUAGGUUGUGAGCACAGUGGUUGUAAAAUGCCACCAAACUGGCUUACUCUCAGCUGUAACCACCACACAAGCAACCCUUUACUAAAUUCAACAGAAAAGCUCUCAGAAAGGAGAAGUUGGUUUUAAAAAAUCCACACUUCCACGGAUGGUUCGUGGAUUGUAAAGAGCGGUCUGGCCGGCAAGGGACAAUAACAUAACUUUUUGGGGACCAAUUUGAUCGUCUAUUAAAACAAAUGAUUUUUUUCAGCUAUGCUUCACAGUGCACCUUAAAAACCCAUUGAUCACAUGUGUGAGGUGUUAAGAUAUCCUGUUGCACAUGUGGUUCAAAGGACUAGAUGGGUGAAGCGUGUUAUUGGUGCAGUAAGAAUUUGUGGCCCUUUGAGGUGAACUAUAUUUACCUCUUGUUAAUGCGGGACUUCUUAGUCUGAUGUUUAUGCCAGGAUUCAUUCAUUCAUUUCUUGUCCCUAAAAGCCGAACAGUUAUAAAACUGAGCCAGUAAACUCCCCAAAAAUUUGUUUGACAUUUCAACCUCCUUGACAUUUAAAUGAAUUUGUUUUUUUUCCCAAACCUGCAUGAACUUUGAUGAACCGCAUGGUGGCUGUGACUUUAUUCACAUGAACUUAAACCACUCAAAAGGUUCUUCAUGCUAAACUGGAAGAACAGGUUAGUUGUUGAGGUGGAAACAAAGCACAGCCGGGCGUGUUCGUUGAAACUACCCCCCCCCCCCCACCCCCCUCCAUUUGUUUAUCUAGAACCAGUUUCCUCCUUUGCAUGGAACUUCCCUCAGUGUAGCUUGUGUGACGUGCACACACAUAGGAAGUCAUCUACGGGACGGAACACCUUUCAGGGACAUUUUACCAGAAGAGGUCUGCUACAGAAAGAAAUACUCCACAUCUUAUUCCGCCGGGCACGAGACCACACUGUUGAGCAGGACAAUAGAGAUCAUCUCAGGGAAGCCAAUGCAUUUCAAGCAGAAAAAGUUGCAGCACCUGGGGAUGUAACUAAAAGGUUUUCUAAAGGAUCUGGCUGAGGAAGUCUAUCGUGGGUUGAGAACGUCUGUUUUGGUUCUGAAGCUCUGAGACCUUUUCGACAGCAUUCUGCAUUCUUUAUUUUUUUUUCUCUACCAAAUCUAAGUAGGUUGUUUCUUCCAACAUGUGACAAGUCUUACACAAGGCACUCGGGAAAUCCGGUAAUAUCUAUCCUUGACCACUAGAGGGCAAAGUUUCAUAACAAAAGAAGUAUUUCUCUCUAUUAUCUGAAAUAGUUACACUGAAUUUAAAACAUAAAGAUAUAUAUUAUCGAAUAAGUUGUUUUUCAUUUCUGUAAAAUAUGUUUAUGCUGGGUUUGUUUCAACAAACUAACACCAGUUAGAUCAAAUUCAAAUGAAAGGAACUGAUUUAAUAGUUUUAUGGUCAUACUAACCAAAACACAGCAAUAUACUUUAAUUGAGUCUUUAAGUUGUUAGAUCUGGGAAAGACAAGACGAAACAAAUUUGAAGUAUCAUGAUCGGUCAUUAAUAACAGGUGUGAGGCCGAACCUGAUCAGCUGACGUAAGCAAGGAAGCUGCUUCCAGGAAAAGUCGUGUUGCUCUAUUGUUUGGGAAACAUUUGACUUCUAAAGAAAUAUGAGCGUGGCAGAGCUGUAGCAGAGCGGCUAGGUUUACAGAACUCACCUUCCGGGGAAGAAAACAUGUUGAAAAAAACCUUUCAAGGAUUGGCCUUUUUUGGUUCUUUAAGUGUGGCAUGUUUUAUUUUUUAUCAAUUCAACAACAAAGAAAAAACUUUACAUAUUUUCGUAUCGUCGAAUCGUUCUGUAAAUCGAAGUAACCCACUUCCCCCAGUCCUGAAUGUCAAUGACGAAGAGACACCAAUGCAGACCACUGAAGUCCCGACUUUGGAACGCUGUCCCGAAACCCCCCCAGAUCUUUUGGGUCCGUUGCUUGUGGAGUUUAAUUCUAAACGGACUCUGGAUGAGGUGAGAGAGAAAUUCGGUUCUCCUCUUCAGGAAGGAGGCCGGUACAAGCCGUCAGGCUGUAUCGCACAACAGAAGGUGGCGAUCAUCAUCGCGUUCCGCAAUCGGCACGAGCACCUCAUUCAUUGGCUGCAUUACCUCCAUCCGAUACUGAUUCGACAGCAGUUGGACUACACGGUGUAUGUCAUCAACCAGGAUGGAGAAGGCGUGUUCAACCGGGCUAAACUGAUGAAUGCAGGCUACGUGGAAGCAAUGAAGGAAUAUGAUUACGACUGCUUAGUCUUCUCUGACAUAGAUUUGGUGCCUGUGGACGACCGUAACCUCUACAGGUGCUUUGACAAUCCUCGACACCUGGCUGUGGCCAUGGACAAAUUCAACUUCCAGUUACCCUACAACUCGUACUUUGGUGGAGUUUCCGCGUUGUCCAAAAGCCAAUACCUGAAGAUCAACGGUUUCCCGAACACCUACUGGGGCUGGGGCGGUGAGGAUGACGAUAUCUACGGGCGAGUCGUCCUCCGCGGCAUGACCAUAUCUCGACCUGACUCCGUGAUAGGAAAGUACAGGAUGAUCAAACAUACCCGGGACCUGCACAAUGAGGCUAAUCCAGAGAAUCCCGGUAAACUACAACACACCAAACACACCAUCGAUACAGACGGCAUUAACACUCUCAAAUACACAGUCAAAGAGAUUAAGAGGGACCGACUGUUCACUUUCAUCAACGUGGAUAUUGAAGCUCCCAUAAAAUAAAUGAAGAUGGAACCUGUGGGUAUUAGACAGCUGUGAUUUCUUGGUCUUUCAGGAUUUAUUUUAAGUGAGAGCAUGUUCUUGAAACCUCUUGUUUGUCUUGGUGUAGUGUUGUAUGCAUACCUGUGCUUGGGUCUGUGUCUAAAUGAAGUAUGCAGAUGUUCUUUCUAUUUUUGUUUUCUCGGUACAAUCUUCAACCAACCGUCGUUACUGUCAAAAUCGAAAGUGAAUCAUUUUUUUGUGGCUUUCACACAUAAUGUGAAUGUUUUAGGGUGGGGAUUCUUUUGAGGCACCUGUGGAGCAUCGGGCUACGCUUAGUGGUGGAUUUAGAGACAUCAACCGUGUGCUCAUGAAGAAGUGAAGAUGGUGGUUUGGAUUAAGUAGACGCAUCCAUUUGGUGUGUGUGUGUGUGUGUGUGUAUAUGUAUGUGUAUAUAUAUAUAUAUAUAUAUAUAUAUAUAUAUAUAAUUACAAGGGAGAGUAUAAUAAAUAUAGGGUUUUAUAUUGUAUAAUUUAGAUCUUUCUACGUUGUAAUGGGUUUUUUUGUCGAUACAAUUGUCUUAAUAGUUUUGUACAUGCUGGAAUGCAUGAUGAAAUUAGAAGGGGAAAGGUCCUUUUGGUGGCAGUGAUGCACAGGUUGUAUCUUAUUUAUUUUAGGGAGAUGGGCUUUCUGGUUUCAGUUAUACAUUGCCUUUUGGAACAAAAUGGUUCUGCAUGGCUGAUAUCUUCAUUGCUGCUAUGCAAAGUAAUAUUUCACCAAUUCCUACUUGCAGUUGUUUUGAACUCUGGUGCAAUAAAUUUUACAAGUUUCAUGCAAGGCUACUGUUAUACUUGUCUUGGGUAAUUACAGGCAACAUUGAUUUAUGGAAACACUUGCUAAAACCAAAACGAAAGCAGGAAAAAAACAGUAAAAUAAUAACAUUUUGGAAAUUGGGCAAAUGUUUUUUUUGUUUUCUAUGUUUAGUUUUCUGUUUUGCUUAAACUCUUCUCCCUCAGGGUUCCAAAAAGCUUGAAUAACCUGUUUAAGUAACAGUACUUACUACAGUAAGUAGUUCUUUUUCUGGUAACAGGUAAGAAAUAUGACCUGACAGGCCAUCUUACACACUAUGUACACACUUAUUCAGCACUGUUGCUCUUGUAAAUGAGAGGCAACACAACCCGCUUUGAAAGUAAUGUUAAUCUGGUAAUUUAUUUGUGAAAUCAGGAUAUAUUUCGGUUGUGUGUCACACAAAAGUUCAGUUAAGUGAACACGUACAAAUGUUGAGUACUAAAUUGAAGACAUUGUGCUGUGUAUCUCUCUCCCGACCUUUUAAAGGGAAUUUCAGGCAAAAUUCAUCUUGUGACUCCUAAUUCAAUUCAUAUUCUAAUCUGCUGCUCACAAGGUCCCAUUGAGUUUGGAUCAUAAUUAAACAUUCUUAAACAGGAACGAUUAUAAACCAGAUUCGGCUGAAGCUUUCCUGUUCUGCAUGCUUUCAUUUUUCACACUGAGCCAAAGAGCACUCUCUGCUCACAGCUUGUCUGAUGGUGAAUUAUUGACAAGUGAAAGGAUUACACAACAUUGCCCUCGGAGGAUCCGUGGCAGCAUGCCAGAGAGUAAAGCAGAGUGAUAAGGUUGGACAAAAGGGUCGUGUUAGUGUAGGUGAUGCUGGGGGCUUUGCAUGCUGUUGCAGAGGUGAAAAGCAGUGGAACCUCUUCAUGACUUGUUGAAGUGUUCAGAACGACAUGUUGGUUAGUGCAUGGUUUUUAUCUGCGUGAAUGUUCAAUCACGGCAACCCCCCAAACACUGGCCCAUCCUCCUUCCUGCCCAGCCCCCUCUUUUCAUUGGUUGACCUAGUAGAGUUACUAUGGGAACAACUGUAGAGAGGCUGCCAUGAAAAUUGUGGGGUGCAGCUUGGUCUCCAUCUCACACACACACACACACACACACACACAAACACACACACACACAGACGUUUAACUUGGCAUGGUAACCCUACCUAUAAUAUAUAUUAUUAAAUAUCAGUACGACCACAACUCAACUGUAUGAUAGCAUUUUUCUCCACCAGUAUCUUUGAUAUAUUGGUAGAGAGGGGUUCUUUAUUGUUCUUUCUGAAAAGCCCAAAUGAAUAUUGCUGUUUAUGUGUCUAUCUACUCCACUACUCUGCUUUGUAAACAUGAACACCUAACACAAUAUAGUUUCAUUGGAAUGCCCCCAGCUUCAAACUGAGAAUCAGCAGACACCAAUGUAGCUUUAAACACAGACAAAACAUAAAAAAUUCAGACAUGAGCUGGAAAGUAGUUGAUCAAAACAAACUCAUAAUUGAUGUAAAAAUGAAGAAAAAGUGCCCCCUCACGCCUCUCAUUUCAAAGACUAUGCUGCUUUUUAAAGAAUUCAAAGCUCAUAUGCAAUAAUUCAUGUCACAGCAUAACAAUUCAUCUGUGUUUCAUUCACUACACUCCUUGGUGUACAGAUUAGUUCAGUUAGGGGCUGACAUCAGCUAAUGCUAGCAAACCAUGGACAGAUGAUGCACUAACUUAUAGAAUCAGUUUGCCAACCCUUCUCUUCUUGUGUUACUAGCACAGGAAGCUUUAGCAAUACCACUAGGCCACUAUUGCCACUUGCGGGUGCUGUUAACCAGAUGGCUAUAUACGCUGGCUAAAAACUUCUAACGAAACAAAUUGAAGCCAGAAAAUCCCUUACUCACAUCUUGUUCUCUCACUUUUCUUUUCACUCCCUCACAUGUUUGCUCUCUCUUCGACGGCUCAUUUUAUGAAACGUAUUCUUUGGCCCAAAGUUGAUCCUCCCUGUCCCGCGUCAUACCUGAUUAAUGCAAAGGAACAAACACGCACCCCGUAGGCUCAAACAUGGCUCACGAUGAGGACGAGUGUCCGCAUCCAGCAUCCGGGCAGCAGCAGAUUAAUGAUGAGAUCAGCCGACGCACACAAUUUUCACUGUCAGCAUCACUGGCCUUGAUCUGGCGGGCUGGUACAACUGAGUGUUAUGCUAUUACGUAAUGCUUUUACAUAAAGCUCAGCAGAACCAGAGGGAGAAGGAACUGGGUAGAGGGAGGGGGGGGGCGCUGCACCAUUCAAAAGGGGGAUUCGCACUGCACCAAAUCCUCCUCCCACCACACAUGCAUGCGCACCCACACCACAACAACAUAUGAGCUUUCUCCAUAGCAACGUGUGUCUCCCUCUAAACAACGAAACCCUCCCUUUGAUUGAUAUUAAGGACACAUGGAUGCAAACAAACAGGUUUGUCGUUCACAGGCAUCAGCUGCCUGUCCACAUUUUGGCUCUCUGUCCCUGUCUCAACUGUGCAACUUUACCCCCCCCAGAGCCCCAACAGCAGACAAUUACACAUCACAUCAGGCUCUCAUCUCAGCAAUCAAUAUAGUGUAUUGAUAACCUAGUGCUUCCCGAGCCAAGCAGACCUCUCCCCACGACACAAACGCCACACACUGCAACAAAUCAACAAAAGUAUCUCUGUUUCACAACCUCUCUCACACCCGACCUGCUCUUUUGAGACUCAAGCCAUGUUGGUGUUUGGGGAGGAAUUUGCUCUAAUCAUACAAUCACACAAAGCUUCUGACAUGGAGUGUAUGAGUUUUUGUGUAAAUGGGGUUAAAAAGAUUCUGGAGCUAUCAGCGCAAAUAGUUUUAUUCAUUAAAUAUGAAAAAAGUGGAAAGAUCGUCACAUUGUGAACAGACUGUUAAAAAAAGAGAAGGAAAACCUAAUGUGCUUUUCCAUCACAGCAAUUGACCACAUAUGAAGGCUCAGAUUUCCGAAAGGAAGGAGAGAUGCAUCGACAAUAAAUAUACAACGAAUCGAUUCGGUUAGCAAUGUGAUGCAUCUGUGGUUGAUGUUAUUACUGUAUACAGGCCAAUGCAACUGAUAAAAGUACCCAAACUUUACUCAUUACUGUCAUACUUGGAAAAAGUGAAAAAACAAGUUCUACUAAAACACCAAACUGCAGCAUAUGGGACAUUAACCAAGUAGGAUGCCAUAUUUAAACUAAGGACUGAUCAUUCCUUUUUUGUUAAUAGCACCCCACUCUCCCUUAAUCUUAACAGUGAUGUAAUUUGAUUGGUGACAAUGUGACAAAUUAUGAUUUUUAGAUUCUAAGGGCAAGGUUUAUGUCAACAUUCAACAACCACCACGUCAGCUGUUACAAAAAAAACAACUCUUUUUAGUUAUUUAACCAAGUUCAUAAUAGUUUCACCCCAAAAUCAUCCGUCUUUUGUCAAUUGGUACUCCAAAGAAGGGAAGAUGGAAGUGAUUGCAUACUGAAGAGCGAAGAGCACAGUGCGCACACAGAAAACCUGAAUGGAUAUGAUCUUUGUCUGCUCCCUCGAUGACCUUUAGCCUGCCCUUUUGAGAAACACUCUCACUGUGAACCUGGGAUCAGGUAACCCCGUGGCCUGUCCUGCACUACACCAUUCAUAGAUUGAACAGAUAUCUGAACCUGGAACGGGUCGGCU